This is a messenger RNA of Chlamydomonas reinhardtii, 1486 nucleotides long. RefSeq lists its product as uncharacterized. The transcript has a single exon. The record is from RefSeq and is a predicted model, not a curated record. Bases 125 to 715 code for a protein of 196 amino acids. Lineage: Eukaryota; Viridiplantae; Chlorophyta; Chlorophyceae; Chlamydomonadales; Chlamydomonadaceae.
CCGAACUUGGUUACCCUACUGCAUGAUUUAUAAAUUAACCAAAGCGUGGCGUGGCCAUCAAAUAUUUGAAGGUCUCUGACUCUCGCGCCAAAACACGCACAUACACACACGCUAGAAUCAAUAAAUGGUUGUGGUGCUGGCUCCUCCGGGGCUAUUGAGCGCUGCCAAGUUGGGCAGCGGUCUCGCCCAAGCCAUUCCUCUUGGCGCGGUCACGCCUGCCGGGUGCGCGGCCUCGACAGCUGCCUACUCCGCAUCUUCACAACUGGUUGACGAAUGCUGCGCGUUUCGGAGCUCGGCUGGCGUGAGUGGUUCAGGCCGGGGAGCUCUCGUUGUCAUCGCUCGCGGAGGGACCCACGCACCCCCUCGCUCCGGCACCAAGGCCGCUGCAUCUCGCUGGCUGGAGUAUGUGGUCACCAAGCCCAAGCUCCGCAAGCGGCGGAGAGGUGGUCGCGGUCAUGAUGAGAGCGAUGGCGACAGUGGAGACGACGGCAGCGGUUUCGGGGGCAGCGGAGGCAACUGGGGCAACGGAGGCCACGGGGACUGGAGCUCCUACAGCGGGGGUGACGCAUUCGGGCAAUGGGCCCAGUACGAGUUGGGGUGGCUGUGGCCCUUGAUAGUGGCAGCGUCCGUGCUUCACUCGCUGGGCUACAUCAUGACAUCGACGGACGACAUGCGGCGGUCGCGCAUCCGGUCCUGUUCGAUGGCUAGCCGCUGAACGGCUCCAUCAUCGUGUUUAGGGUUUGAUGGUCCGAUGGCUGAACAACUGUAGCAUAAGCAUAGUGUAGCGUGCCAGCACACGUGUGACUCGCUCUACAUAGCAAUUGCCCUCGUGUUGCGCGGGGCAAUGAUUAGGCUGGAUGUUUGUGCGUGGUAGGCGCCAAGCCACGCAGCAAGGGCUGCCGCGACCCGAGCAUCCUUGCAAGGUUGGGUUGGGGUUUGGCUUUGCAAUCGCAGUUUUUUGCAAUACGGACAUGCCAUUUUACGAGGACUGCGAGCAAGGGCGCGCAACAUGCCCGUGUAUUGGCGGCGUGCCUGUCGGUAGUGGCUGGUGCGGAUAGCGGCACCCCUAUAGUUUGAACGUUUUUGGUGUUGAGCAGCGCUAAAUUCUUAGCUGCAUUGCAGUAUGUAUUUUAUUUCAUGGCUUGUUGAUGGUGCGCUCCGGCGUGCCCAUGAGGGCAAGCAUUCGUGUUGUACACUAAGGGCUGCUGGACAGUUGGGAUUGGGCGUCGGCGGUCGGGCGGGAGCGGCUGUCAGGUCUUGGUGCAGCCCCACAUUUUGGCACCCCGGGCCACUGCACACAUGCAAUUCGGUGGGCAAAGAUGGACGAAGGGUACAAGAAAUGUAGUUGUACGUGAGGUAUUGCAUGGCAAUGACUCGGUUGGCCGACGGGUAGCACGAGCGGAACGGAAUGUGCUGCUGCGAAGGGAGAGUUCACAGGCCCGUGGAGGGCACAUAUUAGGACAUGCAGAUGUAACGAUCGAUGCGA